Messenger RNA from Cryptotermes secundus, 2636 nucleotides. RefSeq names its product two pore potassium channel protein sup-9 (gene Task7). The transcript is spliced from 6 exons. NCBI's taxonomy places the organism in Eukaryota, Metazoa, Arthropoda, Insecta, Blattodea, Kalotermitidae. Gene Ontology annotation, biological process: potassium ion transmembrane transport; stabilization of membrane potential. Gene Ontology annotation, cellular component: membrane. Gene Ontology annotation, molecular function: potassium ion leak channel activity. The record is from RefSeq and is a predicted model, not a curated record. Bases 303 to 1313 code for a protein of 336 amino acids.
ACAUCGUAGGGAGAUAAGAACCGAAUGAGGUAGCGCGCACGAUUUACACCACAAACGUUCAUCGUGGCUUGCUUUAAAUGUAAGAUCUUUCCUUCAGCAAUAAAAUAAUAUGAACAUGUAAACAAUGUCUGUGUAAUUAAUUGCCUGAACUGGAAAGCGUGUAUCAAUCAAUGAUUCACAAACCAAAGGACGACGCGUAUUUACUUCAAUAAUGAGUUGCUGCAGUAGACCGAACCGUCUGGCUACUCGUAUGUAGCGUAGUCUAAUGAUCGACUGAGUGAAAAUCACGAUCCCGAGAGGACAUGAAGCGACAGAAUGUUAGAACGCUCUCCUUAGUGGUCUGCACAUUCACGUACUUGCUCAUAGGGGCCGCAGUAUUCGACGCCCUGGAGUCCGACACAGAGAGGAAACGGUGUGAAUUCCUGACGGAGAUGAAGGAGAAUUUGCUUAAGAAGUACAACAUCUCUCAUGAAGACUACAAAAUGAUUGAAAUCGUCAUAAUUGAAAAUAAGCCUCACAAGGCGGGGCCACAAUGGAAGUUUGCGGGGGCCUUCUACUUCGCAACAGUGGUUCUAGCUAUGAUAGGAUAUGGACAUUCUACGCCAGUGACUAUAGGAGGCAAGGCUUUCUGUAUGGCAUACGCGAUGGUUGGAAUCCCGCUGGGGCUUGUUAUGUUUCAAAGCAUUGGUGAACGUCUCAAUAAAUUCGCGUCGGUGUUAAUCUGUCGUGCGAAACGCUAUAUGCGGUGUAAGCGCACGGAGGCUACAGAGAUGAACCUGAUGCUGGCGACCGGAAUGCUGUCUUCUGUGAUUAUCACAACCGGUGCAGCCGUGUUCUCCAGAUACGAAGGCUGGAGCUAUUUCGACAGUUUCUAUUACUGUUUUGUCACGCUCACAACGAUAGGUUUCGGUGACUAUGUCGCACUGCAGAACGAUCAGGCACUAAUAAACAAGCCAGGUUAUGUGGCACUGAGCCUCGUAUUCAUUCUCUUCGGUCUUGCGGUUGUUGCUGCUAGUAUCAACUUGCUGGUUCUCCGCUUCAUGACGAUGAAUGCUGAGGAUGUUCGCCGGGAGGAUAAUGAACUGCAAUCUGCCUCACAUCAUGUUCUCACCUUGGAUGGAGAAGUGUUAUCUGUUAAUGGGAAAUUACUGGCUGGCCAUGUGCUGCUUGACUGUAAUGACCAGGCUGAUCAAGUCUCUGUGUGUUCAUGUACCUGCCUUGGACCAGCAAGGUGCCAUAACCACCUCCUACAACUUGAACCUGUCUACCAACCAUCUGGAGGCAGCAUAAGAUCCAAAAGAGCCUCUCUAUAAAUAGAAUAAAAUCUGAGCCACUUAUCCUGCACUGACACUAAUGAUGAUGAUAUGAGACGAUAGUGUAAUUUAAAAUUAAAUAAGGGUAGAAGACUGGAAAAUUCCCAGACAAAAUUCUCCUACUUAAAACAUUACAUCAGUGCCAAAAUAUAGACUUAUACAGCUAGUUUGAUUUAUUUCUCUACAUGAAUAAGACAUUGCAAGCUUCCCAUUAAGGCACAAAAGAUCACUGUGGUCGCAGUGCAAGGGCCAAGAAGGCCCACCCCUUAUACAUUCAACCUUCUUAUUGUACCUCUGAAAACUUUCAUUUCAGUGCCAGGUAUUUUCCACAAUAUUUAUAUUUCUAACAGCCAUUAGAAGUAUAUUAAAUACCAUACAAUACAUUUGGAGCAGUAAAGAUUCUUCUUCAUAACUUAUGGUGUAUGACACAGGCAAAGAAUUUUGUUUUGUAUUCCAGAUGUGAGUAGCCACCUUAUGGAGUCCUGUUGUCUUGAAGAUCUUCCACUGCCCAGUGUUAUUUAGUAUGGAAUUUAUAUCAGGUAAUAAUACUAAAACUACAAAUACCUAUCAGGCGUAGAUGUGAAAUGAAAAUGUUGAAUGUUGAAUGCUUUACAACAAAGUAUGCCAAGAGGUCCUGUCUCAAAAGUAAAUGCAAUUUUGAAUUUUAUAAAAAUGCUUCUCUAUAUUAACAUCGCCAUUUUAUAAUGUUUAUCUGCCUUUUACUUCUGACAGACCCUCAGAAAUAAUACAUCUGGCUGCUCUUCAAUAUGAUUUCAAUUCACGUUGACACCCUUCUAGUGAAAGAUUCCAUGACCACUAAUGCACUUAUUUCAUUUGUAGUUGAAAUGCAUGGCAAGUUUUCAUACCCAGCAAAUAUCUUGUGAAUACUUUUGAGCAUUGAAUGUAUAAUGUAGAUCAUAUAAUAUGAAGAAUAUUCCAUCUGGUGAGUAAAAUGUGAAACAAGAACUAUAUAUACUUCAAUCCUGCCUCAACAAAGCUCCUCUGUUGCAAAGCACUGCUUGCUCUACUUGCCCAGCCCUGUAUGGUUACUUGAGGUUACUGCAUGGCAAAGAUCUUAUUACUGAGUACUUGUUAAAUGAUGUAGUGUUACCAGUAGUCCAUGUAUUUCCAUUUUUCUUGUCCCGUGGAUUAAAAAGUAGAAUUUUGCACCACAAGAGAUAAGCUAUGUGUAUUCUCCAUCCACCUCCUGCAGAUCCAUUAUAACUACAACAUGUAUUAAAUUCUCACUUUUGUUAACUGAGGGUGCAUGUAGUAGCAUGGUUGAGGCACUAUGCUACAAGCUGGAAGGUCGCGGGUUCGAUU